Coregonus sp. 'balchen' is the source of this 6736-nucleotide messenger RNA. The record is from the annotation of a GenBank genome assembly. NCBI's taxonomy places the organism in Eukaryota, Metazoa, Chordata, Actinopteri, Salmoniformes, Salmonidae.
AGUGUUUGAGUUUUGAAGGGUGUGUGACCGUGAUUAGUCGCCGGCGCCGCUGUGUGCCGCUCAGGAUGUUGCAGCAGCAGGCUCUCACUGGCAACGGGCCCUCUAACGGCCGGGGCCUUGGCCUGAGCUCUCACCCCAGUAUGCACCCACUAAACUCGGUUCAUCCAUCUUCCCACCACCGCUCCGACGGAGACCCGGGCCACGAAGGCGCAGAAAAUGGACAUGAAAGCCGCAGAGACAUUGGUGACAUAUUGCAACAAAUCAUGACCAUCACCGACCAAAGUUUGGACGAAGCGCAAGCAAAGUUAGUCAUAAUUUUUACUAACUUAUUCAGAUUUAGUUACACCUUGCUGCAAAGUGGCUCAAUGCCCAAGAGUUAGCUAAAGUUUUCAGAAGUUUUCAAAAAAAUAAUAACUUUGAAGUGUUUUACUUAGCAAGCUAGGUAGCCAACGUUGCUAGCGAGCUAACUGGCUUUGUUUCAUGAUACGUUGUUUAUUAACUGGUUAUUACUUCUUCCCCUGGCCUUUUUACACGCCUUUUGGUGUGAAAUUUAUAACAAACUAUUUUUUUUGGUGGCAAACUCGGAAGAGGGUGAAUUCUUGCUAAGCUAAAACUUGCCAGUUAGUUAGUUAGCUAGCUAGCUAUGCUCUAUUGCUUUAUUGUUAGCUUGCUAACUAGCUAAUAAUGUGUUACUACUAACGCGAUGGCCGGUUAGAUUUACAUGUAUAUGAAUAGCAAGAUAUUAUAAACGGACUGUGGCCAUAAUCUUGACAUUAUCCAUUUCAUGUUACAUUUGUUCUACGAAUAAGAUGUUAACAUAUUAGCUACAUAUUGUAGCUGCUGCUAGCUAUAGCAUUAUGUGGCUAAAGUUAGCAUAGCAGGCUGCAGUGAACUCCACGUCCAAAUGUCACGAACAACAGAGCCGAUGUUUGUUGUUGUCGUGAAUGUCAUCUAGCUAAAGUUAGCUAGCGAAAUCAAGCGUGUGAAAGCAGGCAGCUAGCUAACUAAACAAAUAUUUGUCCGUUUUGUUGGUGCUAAUUGCUCGUUGCUAAAUAGCUAACUAGAUAAACUAGAUAGCUAGCUAAUAAUAACAAUCAUAUUUUUUUCAAUCUUCAGAAAACACGCAUUGAAUUGCCAUCGAAUGAAACCAGCUUUGUUCAGCGUCUUAUGCGAGAUCAAAGAGAAAACAGGUAAGUUCAUUUUAACUAAUUGAAACCCUUUGUUUGAUUUAAAACGUGUAGCUAAUUCGUUUAAAAGUUUCUGACCAUCUGUGAUGAAAACAGAGGAAGAUGUUGGCUCCAUCACAAUAAUAAUGAGUUGUGCAUGAUCCACGCAGUUACGUUAGAUUACUUUUCUCAUUUUGCCGCAAGAUGAGCCUUCCUUUAUUUGUUUCAUCCACAUAGUGCUUCUCCAAGUCUACCUCAGAGGGAGAAUAUUUUAAUAUACACUGAAUAAAAAUAUAAACGCAACAUGUAAAGUGUUGGUACCAUGUUUCACGAGCUGAAAUAAAAUAUCCCAGAUAUGUUCCAUAUGCACAUUUCUCUCAAAUGUUGUGCACAAAUUUGUUUACAUAGCUGUUAGUGAGCAUUUCUCCUUUGCCAAGAUAAUCAAUCCACCUGACAGGUGUGGCAUAUCAAGAAGCUGAUUAAACAGCAUGAUCAUUACACAGGUGCACCUUGUGCUGAGGACAAUAAAAGGCCACUCUAAAAUGUGCAGUUAUGUCACACAACACAAUGCCACAGAUGUCUGAAGUUUUGAGGGAGCGUGCAAAUGGCAUGCUGACUGCAGGAAUGUCCACCAGAGCUGUUGCCAGAUAAAUUAAUGUUAAUUUCUCUACCAUAAGCUGCCUCCAACGUCGUUUUAGAGAAUUUGGCAGUAUGUCCAACCAGGCUCACAAAAGCAGACCAUGUGUAACCAUACCAGCCCAGGACCUCCAGAUCUGGCUUCUUCACCUGCAGGAUCGUCUGAGAACAGCCACCCGGACAGCUGAUGAAACUGCGGGAAUUCACAACCAAAGAAUUUCUGCACAAACUGUCAAAACUGUCUCAGGGAAGCUCAUCUGCGUGCUCGUCGUCCUCACCAGGGUCUUGACCUGACUGCAGUUCGGUGUCGUAACCGACUUCAGUGGGCAAAUGCUCACCUUCGAUGGCCACUGGCAUGCUGGAGAAGUGUGCUCUUCACGGAUUAAUCCCGGUUUCAAAUGUACCGGGCAGAUGGCAGACAGCGUGUAUGGCGUCGUGUGGGCGAGCGGUUUGCUGAUGUCAAAGUUGUGAACAGAGCGCCCUAUGGUGGCGGUGGGGUUAUGGUAUGGGCAGGCAUAAGCUACGGACAAUGAACACAAUUGCAUUUUAUCGAUGGGAAUUUGAAUGCACAGAGAGACCGUGACGAGAUCCUGAGGCCCAUUGUCGUGGCAUUCAUCCGCCGCCAUCAUCUCAUGUUUCAGCAUGAUAAUGCACAGCCCCAUGUCGCAAGGAUCUGUACACAAUUCCUGGAAGCUGAAAAUGUCCCAGUUCUUCCAUGGCCUGCACAAUGUCACCCAUUGAGCAUGUUUGGGAUGCUCUGGAUCGACGUGUACGACAGUGUGUUCCAGUUCCCGCCAAUAUCCAGCAACUUCGCACAGCCAUUGAAGAGGAGUGGGAAAACAUUCCAGAGGCCACAAUAAACAGCCUGAUCAACUCUAUGCAAAGGAGAUGUGUCGAGCUGCAUGAGGCAAAUGGUGGUCACACCAGAUACUGACUGGUUUUCUGAUCCAAGCCCCUACUUUUUUUUUUAAGGAAUCUGUGACCAACAGACGCAUAUCUGUUUUCCCAGUCAUGUGAAAUCCAUAGAUUAGAGCCUAAUUAAUUAAUUUCAAUUGACUGAUUUCCUUAUAUGAACUGUAACUCAGUAAAAUCUUUGAAAUUGUUGCAUGUUGUGUUUAUAUUUUUGUUCAGUGUAAUAGGAGACAUUGUAACUCUUAAUUUACCAUGAAUCAGAUUGACAGACAUCUCUUGUUGCAGGCCUAUCAAUGCGAAAUGCUCAGGAGGAAGAAUCACAGGACCCACAGCUGGUGCGAUUGGACAACAUGCUGCUGGCGGAGGGUGUGGCUGGGCCGGAGAAAGGUGGCGGGGCGGCAGCGGCGGUGUCUGCAGCCACCAGCUCCGGAGGGAUGUCGCCAGACAGCUCACUGGAGCACUCAGACUACAAAAGCAAGUUGAGCCAGAUUCGCAACAUCUAUCACACUGAGAUGGAGAAAUAUGACCAGGUACUUUUCUAGUUUAUUUUUUCUUAAAGCAGUAGGGCAGUCCCACUCCUUUUGUAUUGUUUUUUGCUUUAUUGAAAAGAUAGUAAAGUGUUGGAAAGACAGGGAAGAUGGAGGGAGGGUGAGUCAAAGAGCAGUGGUUCGAUUCGAACUCAUAUCGACUCUGGCAUACAUGUGUGCCGGGGUCAGUCGCUGUACUUGAUUUGAAGUGGAGGGACUUGACACUUUGCACAUACUGAAAAUGACACCCUGUAGCGAAGUAAACCAAAAUGAGGUGAUGUUAUAAUUUAGGUGAGAGAGUUGAAGGUGAACAUAAAUGACAGACGUCAACAGUAUCGGCCCGCUAUUGACUUCCAUCCAUAUGUGUCUCCAAUCCCCCCUCUCUCUCCGUGUCUCCUGUAGGCCUGUAGUGAGUUCACUACCCACGUGAUGAACCUGCUGAGGGAGCAGUCGCGUACUCGACCCGUGUCACCCGCGGGAGAUCGAGCGCAUGGUGGCCAUCAUCCACCGCAAGUUCAGCUCCAUCCAGACACAACUCAAGCAGAGCACCUGCGAGGCCGUCAUGAUCCUGAGGUCCCGCUUCCUCGACGCCAGGUCAGUGUAUAACUCUGUUAUUGGGGUGACACAACACCUGUCAAAACUUGCCAUGACAGUGAAUGACAAUUCAUAUACAGGUAUCAUUUUUAUGAAAAAUAAAACAUUCCAUAAAUGAACAGUGGUUCAUGGUCAUACCACUCAUAUGUACAGUACAUAAUCAUGUUAUUAUGGUGCAGGUUGUGAAUGACUGUUGUGUGUCAAUAUCAGUUGUUACUGUAGUUGUGAAAUGUACACUUCUGCCUGGGUUGUAUGCCCACUCUCAACACACUCACCUUUGUGUUGUCAGGCGUAAGAGACGUAACUUCAGCAAGCAGGCGACGGAAGUCCUGAACGAGUAUUUCUACUCCCAUCUCUCCAACCCCUACCCCAGUGAAGAGGCCAAAGAAGAACUAGCCAAACAGUGUAGCAUCACUGUCUCUCAGGUAACCUUUCUUCAUAUAAUGUAUGUCUCUCUCUUUCUGUCCUUACUAUUAGCUCAUCAAUUGAUAUGUCCAUAUACUGUUGACCCAUUGACCAACCUCUUACUGGCUCUUUACCUGAACAGGUGUGCAACUGGUUUGGCAAUAAGAGAAUCCGCUACAAGAAGAACAUUGGGAAGUUCCAAGAGGAGGCCAAUAUCUAUGCCAUGAAGACGGCCAUCGUGGCGACACAGAACGAGGACUCUCCACACACACCCAACUCAACAGGUAAGAGCUGAGGAAAGGAAACCAGGCCUAGUGAUACACACGGUUUUGAGUUUAAGGUUCAAUUGGUAAUAGAAAUGGAUGGGUUGUUAGUGUUUUUGUGUUACGGAGCAGCAAGGGGAACUGCCCCUCUACUUCAGACUAUGCUCAAACCCUACCUUCAACCUGCUCUGCCACCUCUGGUCAGCUCCCACUCAUCCCAUUCAAAGCUCUUCUCUGUCCUGUGCAUCCCCCCCCCCCCCCCCCAACCUACCUCUACAAAGAGUACCUUGAUUAAUCCUACAACACCCCCCCCCCCCCCCCCCCCCCCCCCCAACACUAACAGCCUUGCCUUCUUUGGACUAACACUCGCGCUACUAGCACUGACUAUGGUGAUUACUUUAUUGAGGAAAAAUUACUAUGACUUCAUGUAUGCUAAUUCAAUCGUUAUGGAGCGGAGCGCAGACCAAGCGGUAACAGUUUGAACCCAACGCAUGGCGCAAUACUUGGCUGUGUCAUCACACAGUUCCAUGGUUAGGGCAGGCAAUAGACGAGGGUAUAGCCUACUAUUUUACACUAUUCUCCCUAUUAUAAUUACAUGUACACUAAUCUUCCAACAUUACCAUGGGUUAAAGAACUGAAUGUGCCAAUUUUCAGAAUGAAUCAAACCACCGUUUUCUUUCUUUUGUGCGUAAAGGCUCUCCAAACCUUUAAAAAAUUUUUUAUUCAUAAAUACUUUCCUAACCCUAAAUAAUCUACAAGAUCAGAGUAUUUUUAAAUCUACUAAUUGGUGCUAAAACGGAGACGAAUAUUCAUAUAUUUAUUUAAUUGAUCCCUAAUAUUCUAUACCCGUUCUCUCGAUAUAUUUUAUUGAGUCUGUCAACAAAAUUCUAACUAAAAGGUACACCAUAUUUAAAGGGAUGGCUUAAGAUAAAUGUGCUGAAAACCCUAUUGAAUGAAAACUCCACGAGAAAAUCUGUUGGCCAGCAGUUGGGAGGGUUUUCAGCGGUUGAAUUACAUUUAAUCAGAACCACGUCUGCAAAGCCCGUUACGCAACUGAAUAAGGUAAGUCUGAAUACCAGCUACUGAGAAGUGCGUAGGAAAGGCGUGCGUAAGAAAGGUGUAAUUUCCUAAGUGGGAAUCGGGCCUUUUGUGCUGUCUUGCCAACUCCUUGCCCAGACAGUAGAAGUCGGCUUUACAGCACAAACAGAUCUGGGACCAGGGUGAUGUUGUAGGCCUAAUAGCCCCUAUUAAAGACGUCUCCCCUUUUGUUCCUCCACAGGAUCGGGGGGCUUCUCUCUCACUGGACCAGACCUUUUCCUGGGAGUUCCGCCAAUGAAUGGAGAACAGCCUGUCUACAUGGGAGCGCAAGUAUGGAACUCUGUCAUUCACUUCAUGUUACAUAUCAUCUUUAUUUAUCAUCAGUACCAGGCCCAUUCUGGGUAGCUAAUUGAGAGCACAUUCUCAUUCACAACAACAACCUUGGGGAAGUUGUAUUGGAGUGGAGAGGGAUUAAUGUAGGUUAAUGGCACUACAAGUCACCACGUCUUUUUCGCCCCCUCUUUUUCUCUUUGGCAGACCAAUGGGAACUGGCAAGGACAAAACACGCCCCCCUCUGCCACUUCCCCGGGAAACGACCACUCUGGGGAUUCUGACUGAUGGUCACACCCCCUUUACGUCGAUGACAUAGAUGGAAAGAUUGACAACGGAAAAAGACUGAAAGAAUGAUAUCACUCUUACUUGGCUGCAGUUUUUGUAUGUCUUUUCUGUUUCUUACUGUCCGAUGAUACUGUUCAUUAUGUUUGUAUGAGUUGAAUGUGUGUGUGUGUGUGUGUGAUGUUUAGUUGGGAUCAUGGGUUUCGUUUUCCACUACUUUAUAUGUUACUGUGGUAUGUGGGCAGGUAGGCUUGGGAAAUUGCAUUACCAUUGUUUUAUUAGGCUAUAUUAUUAAUGCUGUUAUUACAACUAUUUUACGAUUUUUGUUUAAAGCUCAGAUAUAGUUGCAUUUAGAGGAUGUGGGGGCAAUAGAGAAAAUCCAAAGAUUUUGUGUUUGUUUUCUCUUUUCUACUGGGCUUGUGUGUGUGUGUGUGUGUUUGUCUAUAUCAUGAAUGAAGUGUGUGUGCUGGUUAUAUUAACGGUUUGAAUGAAUAUAUCAACUGUGCUGUCAUUCUGUACAGUGAGUGAAAAACACCUUUAUUCUCUACCUCUUUUACAAUAAAGACUCUGUAUUCAGUCA